GCAGUCCAGCCUGGGCACCUCAUUUGCAGGGCGGGGUCUUCCCCUCCUCCAGGUGCGUGUCUGUGCCAAACCUGGACAGCAGGCACCAGUAAGAAGAGCCCACUGCUGACUCUCCUUCAUUCCUGUCAACUCCAAGUAUCCAACCUCCCAGAGAUGUCAGUGCUUCGUCGAGAUAGUCAUUUAAAAUGCUCUAAUUUACAUUACGCGCGAUGAAUGUCACGUGGGGUUUGCUGACGGUUUUGGGUCUGGUGUGUCACACUGAGUCGAGGUGCUCACCGACCUCUUACUACAAGAACUGCUGGAUCAGACGCUUCCCGGGAAUUUUCAUCGACAUCGAGGAGUCUCAGAGGAGAGGGGCUCAGCUGCUGAAGUCUUACCUGGAGGAGACUGCGCUCAAAUGCAGCCGCACCUGCUGCCUCACCAGAAACUUCUCCUGUAAUCUGGCCAUAUUUCAUUAUGAGACAUCUCAAGAAAACGUGAACUGUUUCCACCUGCACUGUCCAACACUGGAGAGCUGUAUCCUCAGCCAUAGAAGAAACGUGGUGCUCUACAACAUCACAAAGGGUGUGGAUCCUGACCUGUUGGUGUUUGGAAAGUACUUCACCUCAAAUGUUCGAGUGUUACCUCACCACUACAGCCGAGUCAACGCCUCAGAGCUGCUGUCCACAGACAAACGGUAUUUCAUCCAUCCACCUCCACCUGCUGCACAUCCGCUAACUUCCGCACCAACUGUUAAACCCACAGCCUCAGAAAAAACAGCACUCACCACUACCACGACCACCAAAACUACCAUCUCCACCCUCUCUACCUCCACCACAGCUCUGCAGAGAACCAGUCAGCCAACAACAGUUCCCUCAACUACAGGCGUCUUAUUUUCAACUCCCGAGACUCUGCUAGAUUCAGGGAGCCAUGUGCAAACAACAACCCCUACCAUCUCUGUUUCUUCUCCUGCCCCCAGCUUCACUACUCCAUCUUCAUCCACCAGAGCAUCUACACCCAGCCCACACAACCCCAAAACCACUCCUGCCUUUUCCACCACAACAUCACAGCCCUCCUCAACCCCCACCCAUCAUCACAAAACCACCUUCUCUCAGAUCCCCACCACAGUUGGUAUGGGAAGUAUAGAAAGCAGCAAGCAAAACCCGAAUGACACCAAGGGCAGCCUGGGGAGGAACCACACUGCAGGCGGUGAGGGAGGACAAGGUAUCAGUGGAGAGGACCCUUCAGAGGAUUUUGUUCCUGGUUGGCAUGUAGCCACUCACACCCUGCUGGUCGCUGUGGUCGUCUGUAUCACGGUGCUGCUGAGCUGCUGCUGCUCCUUUCUGCUGGUGGUGAGCUGGAGGGGUCAGAGGAAGAGGAUGGGGCGAUAUCGGACAUCGUGGAGAGGGAAACGAGGCUCCAUGCGUCUGAUAAAGUACGUGCUGGUCAGAGAGAACACCUGAGAGUCAAACACUAAAGUUGGCACAUUUCUUUUUUUUAUUUCUUCCCAAAGAUGGUUUCCAUGAUUUUGACAUCAAUUAGAGUUUGUGUACUUUGAAUUAAAAGCAAGGACUUUUCUUUAUACUGCUGUCUUUUAAGCAGAGAGGAAUGAAUCUGCUCUCAACAGCAUCAUCUGAAAGCGACUGACCACUUUUUGGCGCCUCUGUUGCAGCCAGCAGUUAAGAAGUAGAAUGAAGUUGGCGUUGAAGGACUGCACCUAAAAGCAGAUUGUUAGCUGCAAUUACUCUGAGGAACUUGUUCGUGGACUUUACUUAAAGUCCCAGGAUUACUUUACCAUGGAUUGUAUUCUGCUGCUUUUGCUCUCCACACUUCCUGUUUCUCUCUUGUAUAGGCAAAGCCUGAUGAAACAGCAGAGGAUGAAACAACAAUAAGAACACUCGCAAAGGGAGUGAGGUAUCUUAUAGCUUACUGUAGUUAAAGAAGCUGAAAUCGUAACUACUGUGAUUUUUCCUUUCACGUGUGACGCCAUGACUUUUUUUAAUUUUAGUUUUAUAUUUUAUUGAUUGGACAGCUGUAGAUAGACAGGAUGUGUGAGGAUUAGAGAGUGGGGGAAGACAUGCAGCAAAUGGUUGCGGCCGGGAAUCGAACCGGCGACUUCUGCAACAAGGACUAUUGCCUCUGUAUGUGGGGCACUUAGACCGUUAGGCCACCAGCUCCCCAGACGCCAUGACUUUUGACAGGAGCUGAACUAAGCCAGUACACAUUAUAAGGCAUUUUGCCUGAAGUUACAUGAUAUGAUUUCCAUUUGGCUUACCUUCAGUUUGAUGUAUUUCAAUGAGUCUAAACCAACCAUGAUUCCACAGCUCUAGGAUGUUUAUUGGUCUUAAGUGGAGCUUAAAGGCUGCUGUCACAGGGAGGGAAAAAAAAAGUGUUUCAGCUCAAGGGUUGUUCAGAUGGUCAACUACGUGUGAAGAUGGACCACUCUUUGCCUUUAGUGUUUAACCCUCAUCUCCUCCGUGCAUCAGAUUUCUCUUGAUCUGAAAAAGUAAAACUCUCUUAAGAGGGUGAAGUACUUUUCAACAACCUGCCGCUGAAAGCUUCCUUUCACUGAGGUGGCGACCCUCGACCUGACGGUGAUAAGAGCUGGAUGGGAACUGACUGAAUGAGGCUUUUAUUACAUAAAAGCUUUAACUAUCGUGUGUGCAAACUUCACAGAACUUUUCAACUCCAAAGAGGACACAUUAGACUUUUAUUUUUGUAUAAAGACAUGAUUAUACAGAUGAUGUGGCAGGAAAAAUAAAUACAUUAGAGAGACCCUAA
This is a messenger RNA of Notolabrus celidotus (New Zealand spotty), 2760 nucleotides long. Its product is annotated as MANSC domain-containing protein 4-like. The coding region runs from base 210 to 1442 and encodes 410 amino acids. Lineage: Eukaryota; Metazoa; Chordata; Actinopteri; Labriformes; Labridae. The transcript is spliced from 3 exons. The record is from RefSeq and is a predicted model, not a curated record.